GCACUUCCGCCAUGGCGGCGGGGCGGGGCUGGGCUGGCAUGGCGGCGCCGGCGGCGCUGCGGCGCUCGUGGGUGUUGGUGCUGGGCGGCCGGACGAGCCGGUGCUCCGCUUCCCCGAUCCCAGGCCGAGCGCUGCCGAGGCCCCCGGCCGGCCCUGCCCGCCCAGCUGUCUCUCUGCUGCGCUGGGCGUCGUCCUUCUCCGAGCCGGGCCCCACGGAGAGUGGCCCCAGCGAAGGACAGAUCUUCCUCAGCGAGAGCUGCGUGAAGAGACUCCUGGAGAUCACAGAAGGAUCAGAGUUUCUCAGGCUGCAGGUGGAAGGAGGUGGCUGCUCUGGCUUCCAGUACAAGUUUUCCUUGGACACAGUUAUCAAUCCUGAUGACAGAGUGUUUGAACAAGGUGGUGCCCGUGUGGUUGUGGAUGUGGACAGCCUGGCCUUUGUGAAAGGAUCCAUGGUGGAUUUCAGCCAAGAGCUGAUCCGAAGCUCCUUCCAGGUGGUGAGCAACCCUCAGGCAGAGAAGGGUUGCUCAUGUGGGACUUCCUUCUCUGUCAAAUUCUGACUGGACUUAGCACGGAUGGACACUGUUUGCAGACACUUUUGGCAGUCUCCAGAGGGUUUAUGUUGGCCUUUUUUUUUAUGUUUGUUCUUUUCCCUGCUGCUCCCUCUCAUCUCCCUUACCCUGUGACACAGCUGUUACACAUAAUCGCAGCUGUGUGCGUGUUUGCACUGAGCCUGUCUCCAAGGCUUUUUGGCCUUCCCUUCAGGAACGAUGAAGUAACCAUGAGCAUGCACACAGGAGCAUCUUCAGCGCCUUGUGAACCACUGGCCAUGUGGUGCUGAGUGGCCUGCCCAUUCCUGAAUGUGGAAUCACUUAACUGUCUCUGCAAGAGAAGGCUGUAUAUAUAUAUAUGUCUGUGUGUGUUUAUUGAAAGUUCUUACUAAAAAAAGUCUAUGAAAUUG
This is a messenger RNA of Pseudopodoces humilis (Tibetan ground-tit), 958 nucleotides long. RefSeq names its product iron-sulfur cluster assembly 2 (gene ISCA2). Gene Ontology annotation, molecular function: 4 iron, 4 sulfur cluster binding; 2 iron, 2 sulfur cluster binding; iron ion binding. The record is from RefSeq and is a predicted model, not a curated record. Gene Ontology annotation, cellular component: mitochondrion. Gene Ontology annotation, biological process: iron-sulfur cluster assembly. NCBI's taxonomy places the organism in Eukaryota, Metazoa, Chordata, Aves, Passeriformes, Paridae.